Messenger RNA from Erinaceus europaeus (western European hedgehog), 4125 nucleotides. RefSeq names its product nephrocystin 3 (gene NPHP3). The coding region runs from base 16 to 4005 and encodes 1329 amino acids. The transcript is spliced from 27 exons. The record is from RefSeq and is a predicted model, not a curated record. Gene Ontology annotation, biological process: determination of left/right symmetry; convergent extension; kidney development. Gene Ontology annotation, cellular component: kinesin complex. Lineage: Eukaryota; Metazoa; Chordata; Mammalia; Eulipotyphla; Erinaceidae. Gene Ontology annotation, molecular function: protein binding.
CGAGCGGCGGCCGCCAUGGGCACGGCUUCGUCGCUGGCGAGCCCCGCGGGCGGGGAGGUGAUCGAGGACACGUACGGCGCCGGCGGCGGCGAGGCCUGCGAGAUCCCGGUGGAGGUGAAGCCCAAGGCGCGCCUGCUGCGCAGCUCGUUCCGCCGCGGCGGCGGGGCGGCGGGCGGCGGGCCCGGGUCUCUGGGCCGCGGCGCGGGCGGCGGCGGGCUGCUGGGCGCCAGCUUCAGGUCCACGGGCUCGGCGGCGCCCGAGCUGGAGUGCGCGGCGGCCGAGUACGAGCGCCUCAAGAAGGAGUACGAGAUCUUCCGGGUCAGCAAGCACCAGGAGCUGCUGGCCAUGGGCCGCCGCGAGGCCAAGCUGGACACGGAGAACAAGCGGCUGCGGGCCGAGCUGCAGGCACUUCAGAAAACAUACCAGAAGAUACUCCGGGAAAAAGAGAGUGCUGUAGAAGCAAAGUACCAAGCAAUGGAAAGAGCCGCAACAUUUGAACACGACAGAGAUAAAGUCAAAAGGCAAUUCAAGAUUUUCAGGGAAACCAAGGAAAAUGAAAUCCAGGACUUACUGAGGGCCAAGCGAGACCUGGAGAGCAAACUUCAGAGACUGCAAGUUCAGGGGAUCCAAGUGUUUGACCCUGGGGACUCCGAUUCUGAUGACAACCGUACAGAUGUUACUGCUGCCGGGACACAGUGUGAAUAUUGGAGCGGCGGUGCCCUGGGGAGCGAGCCCUCCAUUGGCAGCAUGAUCCAGCUUCAGCAGUCCUGCCGGGGGCCCGAGUUCGCCCACAGCUCUAUCGACGUAGAAGGGCCCUUCGCCAACGUCAACAGAGAUGACUGGGAUGUUGCCGUAGCUAGUUUAUUACAGAUUACUCCCCUGUUCUCACAUUCUCUGUGGAGCAACACUGUCAGGUGUUACCUCAUCCAUACAGAUGAAACCCAGCCCGAAAUGGAUCUUUUCCUUAAGGACUACUCACCUAAGCUUAAAAGGAUGUGUGAGACAAUGGGAUAUUUUUUCCAUGCUGUAUAUUUUCCAGUAGAUACUGAAAAUCAAUACCUCACUGUCAAAAAAUGGGAAAUGGAGAAGAGUUCGCUGGUUGUUUUAUUCAUCCAUUUAACUUUACCAAGCCCAUUACUGGAAGACUGUGAAGAAGCUUUUCUGAAAAACUCCGAGGGCAAACCCCGAUUAAUUUAUCACCGUGUAGAGGAUGGCAAAGUGGAUUCUGACUCUGUCCAGCAACUGAUUGAGCAGGUUUCCAACCUCAACAAGGCCAGCAAAGCCAAGAUCAUUGAUCACUCAGGAGAUCCUGCAGAGGGAGCUUAUCAAACAUACAUUUAUGUGGAAAAGAUUGUUAAACAGGACAUCCUGGGCUUUGAGAGCGCAGACCCGGAGGCGAAGGACAAGGCCAGCGAAGACUCUGCCCCCGAGGAGGAUGACUUCGCUGACGUCCUGUGGGACAUCCACGAUGAGCAGGAACAGAUGGAGGCCUUUCAGGGAGCGUCCGCUUCAGCCCGAGAGCUGGGCUUUGAGAAAUAUUACCAGCGCCUUAAUGACCUCGUGGCAGCACCCGCACCGAUCCCACCCCUUCUGGUGUCUGGAGGACCUGGUUCUGGGAAGUCCCUGCUUUUAUCAAAGUGGAUUCAAUCGCAGCAGAAGAGUUCCCCUAACACGCUCAUUCUCUCACAUUUUGUGGGGAGGCCCAUGUCCGCCAGCUCAGAGUCCUCUCUGAUCAUCAAACGACUGACUCUAAAGUUGAUGCAGCACGCUUGGUCCGUCUCUGCCCUGACCCUGGACCCCGCCAAGCUUCUGGAAGAAUUUCCCCGCUGGCUGGAAAAACUCUCUGCCCGCCAUCAGGGCAGCGUCAUCAUCAUCAUUGACUCCAUAGAUCGAGUUCAGCAAGUUGAGAAACACAUGAAGUGGCUGAUAGACCCCCUGCCAGUGAAUGUCAGAGUCAUUGUCUCUGUGAAUGUAGAAACAUGCCCUCCAGCGUGGAGGCUGUGGCCAACACUUCAUCUUGAUCCCUUAAAUCCAAAAGACGCAAAGUCCAUUAUCGUCGAGGAAUGCCGCUCUGUGGAUGUCACCUUGAGCAGAGAGCAGGAGAAGAAGCUAGAACGGCACUGUCGUUCUGCUCCCACCUGCAAUGCCCUUUAUGUCACCCUUUUUGGCAAAGUGGUUGCGUGUGCUGGGAGGGCCGGGCACUUGGAGAAGAUCCUGCACCAGUGUUUCCAGUGCCAAGAUACCAUUUCCUUGUACAGACUCAUCCUCCGAUCUGUCCAGGAGUCCUUGGAAGAUGAUCCAGAGAAAGAACUCAUGAAGCAGAUCCUCUGCCUGGUCAAUGUCAGCCACAAUGGUGUGGGCGAGUCAGAGCUGACGGAGCUCUACCCUCAAGUGUCCUGGCCGGUCCUGACCUCUGUGGUCCACAGUUUGCUCAGGAUGGGUUUGCUGGCCUACGGCUGUGGUUUGCUCAAAUUUCAGCAUUUCCAGGCUUGGGAGGCAGUGCGUCUGGAGUACCUGCAGUGUCCCACCAUGAUUUCUUCAUCCAGGCAAAAGCUCAUCAACUACUUCACCCUGCAGCUAAACCAGGGCCGAGUGACAUGGAGAAGCGCAGACGAGCUGCCGUGGCUCUUCCAGCAGCAGGGCAGCAAACAGAAGCUCCACGACUGUCUUCUCAACCUCUUCGUGUCCCAAAACCUCUACAAAAGAGGCCACUUUGCCGAGCUACUGAGCUACUGGCAGUUUGCCGGCAAAGACAAAAGCGCCAUGGCGGCCGAGUACUUCGACUCCCUGAAGCAGUACGAGAAGAACUGCGACGGUCAGGAGAGCAGGACCUGCCUGGCCGACCUGUAUGAAACCCUGGGGCGCUUCCUCAAGGACCUGGGCCUGCUCAGCCAGGCUGUGGUGCCUUUGCAGAGGUCUCUCGAAAUUCGAGAAACGGCACUGGACCCCGAUCACCCGAGAGUAGCCCAGUCCCUCCACCAGCUGGCCGGCGUGUACGUGCAGUGGAAGAAGUUCGGCAAUGCCGAGCAGCUGUAUAAGCAGGCUCUGGAGAUCUCGGAGAAUGCCCAUGGCCCCGACCACCCGCACGUCGCCCGGGAGCUGGAGGCUCUUGCCACUUUGUACCAGAAGCAGAAUAAGUAUGAACAAGCUGAACAUUUCCGGAAAAAAUCCUUUAAGAUUCGCCAGAAAGCAACAAAGAGAAAAGGCAAUUUGUGCGGAUUUGCCCUUUUACGAAGACGGGCUCUGCAGCUCGAGGAACUGACCUUGGGGAAGGACACACCUGACAGUGCCCGGACCCUCAAUGAACUGGGUGUCCUCUACUACCUGCAGAAUAACCUAGAGACAGCUGACCAGUUUCUGAAGCGUUCCUUAGAAAUGAGGGAGCGGGUUUUAGGCCCAGACCACCCUGAUUGUGCCCAGUCUUUGAACAACCUGGCAGCUCUGUGCAAUGAAAAGAAGCAGUACGAGAGAGCAGAAGAGCUUUACGAACGAGCGCUGGAUAUUCGGAGGCGAGCACUAGCUCCAGACCACCCUUCUCUGGCUUAUACGGUGAAGCACCUCGCAAUCCUGUAUAAGAAAAUGGGCAAAUUAGACAAAGCUGUACCUUUGUAUGAACUGGCUGUGGAAAUUCGACAGAAAUCCUUUGGCCCAAAGCAUCCAAGUGUAGCUACUGCCUUGGUGAACCUAGCUGUUCUCCACAGCCAAAUGAAAAAACAUAAUGAAGCCUUGCCAUUAUAUGAAAGAGCACUGAAGAUUUAUGAAGACAGUCUCGGUCGAAUGCAUCCUCGCGUUGGAGAGACAUUAAAAAAUUUAGCUGUGCUCAGCUAUGAAGAAGGGGAUUUUGAAAGAGCUGCUGAACUAUACAAACGGGCGAUGGAAAUAAAAGAAGCCGAGACAUCACUUCUGGGUGGAAAAGCCCCUUCCCAACACUCAUCAAGUGGAGACACAUUUAGCUUAAAAACAACCCAUUCUCCUAAUGUCUUCCUUCAUCAAGGACCAAGGUAACAGCAGCAACUGUAAUUCACUGGAAAUGUACUUUAGGAACAUCUGGAACACUAGGACUUCAAACGUAUUUUAAAAGAACACUUAUUUUUUAUUAAACUGUGAUUUAUUUUGUAUGGCAUA